GGACGCGGCGGGGGAAGGUGUGUGCGGCUGCUCGGGCCGCAGCAGUGCGCUCCGGCACCAGUUCGCCCGUGCCCGACUGGGGACCUUAGUGGCCAGGGCGGGGGGCCGGGCCUGGUCUCUGCGCGGCCGCCCAGAGGAGCGGCGGCCAGGCCUUGGGGGCGACCUCCUCWCAGAGUUGUGGGCCCGGAGUCGACUUCGCUCCCCUACCAGUUGCUGGAUUACUUUAGCCAGGCCAGGAGAAGACCGAGUUCCCGAUUUGAAAUCAGCCUGAAGAGCUCUUAAUCCGGCCCAGGUGUUGCCUGGUUGGGCCCAGAAAUGGGAUGCCAAGCCUCUUCGGGGAGCACAGAAGGCGCAAGGGCCUUUUGGAGCUGCAGCCGUGACGGCAAGUGAGCCAGCUGCUGGAGGAUGUCCACAACCACCACGGCCGCCCCCGCGGGGAUCCCGGUGGCUCCGGGCCCUGUGAACCCACCCCCGCCCGAGGUCUCCAACCCCAGCAAGCCCGGCCGCAAGACCAACCAGCUGCAGUACAUGCAGAACGUGGUGGUGAAGACGCUCUGGAAGCAUCAGUUUGCCUGGCCCUUCUACCAGCCCGUGGACGCAAUCAAACUCAAUCUGCCUGAUUAUCAUAAAAUAAUAAAAAACCCGAUGGAUAUGGGGACUAUUAAGAAGAGACUAGAAAAUAAUUAUUAUUGGAGCGCAAGUGAAUGUAUGCAGGACUUCAACACCAUGUUUACAAAUUGUUAUAUUUACAACAAGCCCACAGAUGACAUAGUGCUAAUGGCCCAAGCCUUAGAGAAAAUUUUUCUGCAGAAAGUGGCCCAGAUGCCCCAGGAGGAAGUUGAGUUAUUACCCCCUGCUCCAAAGGGCAAAGGCCGGAAGCCGGCUGCGGGGACCCAGAGUGCAGGUACGCAGCAAGUGGCGGCCGUGUCCUCAGUCUCCCCAGCGACCCCCUUCCAGAAUGUGCCCCCCACUGUCUCCCAGACGCCUGUCAUUGCUGCCACCCCCGUACCAACCAUCACUGCGAAUGUCACAUCAGUCCCUGUUCCCCCUGCUGCUGCACCGCCUCCUCCCACAACGCCCAUCGUCCCUGUGGUCCCUCCCACGCCGCCUGUUGUCAAGAAAAAGGGCGUGAAGCGGAAAGCAGACACAACCACGCCCACCACAGCGGCUAUCACCGCCAGCCGCAGUGAGUCSCCCCCGCCGCUGGCAGACCCCAAGCAGGCCAAGGUGGUGGCCCGGCGUGAGAGCGGGGGUCGCCCCAUCAAGCCACCCAAGAAGGACCUGGAGGAUGGUGAGGUGCCUCAGCACGCGGGCAAGAAGGGGAAGCUGUCCGAGCACUUGCGGCACUGCGACAGCAUCCUCAGAGAGAUGCUGUCCAAGAAGCACGCGGCCUACGCCUGGCCCUUCUACAAGCCAGUGGACGCCGAGGCGCUGGAGCUGCAUGACUACCACGACAUCAUCAAGCACCCCAUGGACCUCAGCACCGUCAAGAGGAAGAUGGACAGCCGCGAGUACCCAGACGCGCAGGGCUUCGCCGCCGACGUCCGGUUAAUGUUCUCAAAUUGUUAUAAGUACAACCCUCCAGACCAUGAGGUGGUGGCCAUGGCCAGGAAGCUCCAGGACGUGUUUGAGAUGAGGUUUGCCAAGAUGCCAGAUGAGCCGGUGGAGGCACCAGCACUGCCCACACCCACGGCCCCCGUGGUCAGCAAGGGCACAGAGAGCAGCCGCAGCAGCGAGGAGAGCUCUUCCGACUCGGGCAGUUCUGACUCAGAGGAGGAGCGAGCCACGAGGCUGGCAGAGCUGCAGGAGCAGCUGAAGGCCGUGCAUGAGCAGCUGGCCGCCCUCUCUCAGGCCCCCGUGAACAAACCAAAGAAGAAAAAGGAGAAGAAGGAAAAGGAGAAAAAGAAGAAGGACAAGGACAGGGAGAAGGAGAAGCACAAGGCCAAGCCUGAGGAGGAGAAGAAGGCCAAGGGCAUCCCGCCGGCCAAGCAGGCUCCGCAGAAGAAGGCCCCGGCCAAGAAGGCCAGCAGCACCACGGCCGGCAGACAGCUGAAGAAGGGCAGCAAGCAGGCGUCUGCGUCCUACGACUCUGAAGAGGAGGAGGAGGGCCUGCCCAUGAGCUACGAUGAGAAGCGCCAGCUCAGCCUGGACAUCAACCGGCUGCCGGGGGAGAAGCUGGGCCGCGUGGUGCACAUCAUCCAGUCGCGGGAGCCCUCCCUCAGGGACUCCAACCCUGACGAGAUCGAGAUCGACUUCGAGACUCUGAAACCCACCACCUUAAGGGAACUGGAGAGAUAUGUCAAGUCUUGCUUACAGAAGAAGCAGAGAAAGCCCUUCUCAACAAGCGGGAAGAAGCAGGYGGCCAAGUCGAAGGAGGAGCUGGCCCAGGAGAAGAAGAAGGAGCUGGAGAAGCGGCUGCAGGACGUCAGUGGGCAGCUAAACAGCAAGAAGCCCACCAAGAAAGAGAAAUCCGGCUCCGCGCCCUCUGGGGGACCAUCGCGGCUCAGCAGCAGCAGCUCCUCGGAGUCGGGCAGCAGCAGCUCCAGCGGGUCCAGCUCCGACAGCAGCGACUCCGAGUGACGGGACUGGAAGCAGCAGGCGGAGGAUGCCCACAGCGAGCCCUGCGGUGCCCGUGGUUAAUACACUGCUUUGUUCCAUGGUGUGCAGGUCUUCUUUGAUUCAGUGUUAUGGUAUCUUCCAGUUCUGCUCCAGUAGGUCAGAGGUCCUCCCUGUGCGUGCAUCGGACUCCGAGAAGGUGUGGCCCCGCUAGUCUUUUCUUCGUAACUCGGUUCAGUUGCUUGGAGAUGACGGCCUCAGAUGCUAACCUGACAGCGACCCCUGGACCCUGCGAGGCAGGAUCUGAAGGACCUUGAAGAGUCCCUGUUCCCAGCCCAACCUGGGCUGUCCUUGGAGGGAGACUGACGUGGGUACUGAAUUGAAAGCUUUGCCAGCGUGUGGUAUCUUUGCCAUUGGGGCUCCAGCCCUCGGGCCACUGCGGUCACCCCUGCCGGGGCCAAGGACAGGUGUGCCUGCCAGUGAGGCCCCGCUGAGCCUAGCGAGGCGCUGUGCAGCGAGUGUGCCGUGGGGCGGGUGUGCGGGCGGGCGUCUGGUCUCCGGCCACAGCGGCAGCAGCAGGAGCUUCUGGGACGGAACACAGCUACUGCAUGUGCGGCGUCCGGGUUUCCAACACUGAAACUUUUACCUCAACUUAAAAAAAAAAAAAAAAAAAAA
Urocitellus parryii (Arctic ground squirrel) is the source of this 3231-nucleotide messenger RNA. It is a transcript of the gene Brd3, whose product is annotated as bromodomain containing 3. The record is from RefSeq and is a predicted model, not a curated record. Gene Ontology annotation, biological process: chromatin remodeling; regulation of DNA-templated transcription. NCBI's taxonomy places the organism in Eukaryota, Metazoa, Chordata, Mammalia, Rodentia, Sciuridae. Gene Ontology annotation, cellular component: chromatin; nucleus.